This is a messenger RNA of Angiostrongylus costaricensis, 1146 nucleotides long. NCBI's taxonomy places the organism in Eukaryota, Metazoa, Nematoda, Chromadorea, Rhabditida, Metastrongylidae. The record is from the annotation of a GenBank genome assembly.
AUGGACGCGCGUCGAGUAAAAGAAGGUGAUAUCUUGAAGUACAAAAGCGGAUUUCUAAGCAGCAAAUGGAAAACGUAUCAUGCAGUGUUGUUUAGCGAUUCGAAAUUAUGUUGGUACGAUGAAAAAGGUGAUCGUAAGCCAAAGGGUUCGGUACUACUUAAGGAUGUUGUUCCUUAUAUUUGUGUGGGGUUAAUAACGGACAGAAUGCCAGUAAAACGUCCAUCAGUGCCUGAUGGCUAUUCUGUACAUCAUCUAGUCGGUAUUGGAAUGGAUCCUAGAGCGGAGACCGUGCAUUGGAUUCUCUUCUCGUCUGACUCAGAUAUCGAGGCAUGGUUCGCCGAAAUCACGAAAACUUUACCGAAACCAGAUCCACCGCCGCAGCAACAACAACCGGUAACUCCACCUCAGCCUGGAAGUGUUCAACCCAGCAGUGGUUAUGUUCCUCCAGCAAAGUAUCCCGAUGCUCCCCCACCAGUACAGGGUAGCUAUCCAUCUCCACCCGUACCACCUGCUUAUGGAGGCACAGCACCACCUCCUCCAUCUUACUACAACCAAGCAGGUGGUGCUGGAGGAUAUGGCUGCGGUGGCGGUGGUGGUGGCGGAUAUGGCAGAGGUGGUGGAUAUGGUGGCGGACCGACGACUGUAGUUAUUGACCGUGGUGGCAGUAGUUAUGGAGGCGGAAGUGGUUUAGGUGCGGGACUAGGUGGUGCAGCACUUGGGUUUGGAAGUGGAAUGCUGUUGGGAUCGCUGAUGAGUUACGGUAUGGGAUCAAUGUGGGGAGGUCAUUCAAUGCUGAUGCCCAGCUACGGUGGUGGUUUCGGCAUGGGUGGAGGUUACAGUUCUUACUCGGAUAACGAUACUAAUAUCACGAACAACUAUUACAAUACUCCAGAUCCAAAUAUCAGUAAUCCUACUACAGAUGCUAAUCAAACACAAUCAAUAGUGGAAGAACCAGAAGACAUUCAUAAUAACGCAGCUGGCGAUUAUGACGCCUCUCAUGAUGAUUAUGAUGGAGACACAGGAAAUGACGGCUAUGACUAUGGUGGAGGAGAUUAUGGAGGUGAUGAUUACGGUGUCGAAGACUUUGGUGGUGAUUUCGGUGGAGGCGAUUUCGGUGGUGGAGAUUUUGGCGGUGGAGACUAUUAA